This is a messenger RNA of Bathycoccus prasinos, 852 nucleotides long. RefSeq lists its product with no specific name. The transcript has a single exon. The record is from RefSeq and is a predicted model, not a curated record. Lineage: Eukaryota; Viridiplantae; Chlorophyta; Mamiellophyceae; Mamiellales; Bathycoccaceae. Bases 1 to 852 code for a protein of 283 amino acids.
AUGUCCGAGAAAGAAGAAGAAGGCGUAAAGCCGAGAAGAAGAAGACGCGCAACAAGUGACGAUAAAGAAGGCGCAGAAGACAAAGAAAUAAAGAAGGAGGAGACUUUGCCGUCGUCAGAAGAAGAAGAGGACCACAAAGAAGACAUGAAAGAGGAAACUUUUUUUACCGAAGAUAUUAAAGAGGAAGAGGAAGAGGAAGAGUCGUCUUGGGACGUGAUGGAAAAAUCGGAAGCGAGCGGCGAGGACGAGAACGAACGGACGAUGCGGGAGGAGAAGAGCGAGAGCGAAGAGGAGACUUUGAGGAGGAAGAAAGGAGGAUUACUGUCGCUCUCGCCGCCGGCGUCGCUGGAGAUUGGGGGUACCGUUGCGACGAGGACGGGAAAAAACGAAGGAGAAGAAAACGUCGUCUCGGAGAAAACAACGACGACGACGAAAGGAAGGAGAAGAACGGAGGAUCAGAGUGGUGGUUCGGAAAUAGAAGAGUUUUCGGACUUGGGCGAAGAUUCGAAGCAUUCUUCUUCUGACGAGAGAGACGAAAGGGAAGAAAAGAAGAAAGAGAGGAAGAAAUCAUUCCUGGAAGCGUUGAGAACAGAAGUGCGCGCGUUCUUGCGCAACGCACGAAAAGCGGCGGUAGACCUUCGCCGCGCGGCCGGCGCCGCGCGGCGAAGGUUCACGCGAGACGCGAGAAGACGCUUUCGAGACUUAUGGAGGAGGGCGAAAGCGUUUAAAAAUGGUUUAUCCGAGGAAGAUAAGAACCUUUUGAAAGCAGCUGGAGUUCUCGUCGGAGCGAUUGUUGCCGUGAACGUUACGAACGCCAUCGUCGGUGGUCGAUCGAGCGCGCCUUUCGCGUGA